Ilyonectria robusta is the source of this 1095-nucleotide messenger RNA. Its product is annotated as putative N-ethylmaleimide reductase. Gene Ontology annotation, molecular function: NADPH dehydrogenase activity; FMN binding. Bases 1 to 1095 code for a protein of 364 amino acids. The transcript has a single exon. Lineage: Eukaryota; Fungi; Ascomycota; Sordariomycetes; Hypocreales; Nectriaceae. The record is from RefSeq and is a predicted model, not a curated record.
AUGGGCCAAUCACGUUUAUUCAGCCCUCUUACAGUUGGGAACAUGAAACUCACCCAUCGAAUCGGAUUAUGUCCCUUGACGCGGUAUCGUGCAUCUGAUGAGCAUGUACCCCUCGACAUGAUGGUGGAUUACUACGCCCAGCGAAGUUCUGCGCCGGGGACACUUCUCGUAACCGAGGGCACAUUUAUCUCAGUUGAAGAUGGCGGCUACGCCAAUGCUCCUGGAAUCUACAAUCAAGAGCAGAUCGACAUGUGGCGCAAGAUCACAGAUGCUGUUCAUGCCAACGGAUCCUACAUUUUUUGUCAGCUCUGGGCUCUCGGACGCGCUGCCGACGCCGAGGUUACCAAGCGUGAAGGAACAACUAUUUCUAGUUCCGAUGCUGUGGCAAUCGACUCAAAUUCCCCGACACCCGAACGACUCAGUGUUGCCCAAAUCCAGUCUCGGAUUCAGAACUAUGUCACUGCCGCCUUGAACGCUGUUGAGGCGGGGUUCGAUGGCGUCGAGCUCCACGGUGCCAACGGUUAUCUGAUUGAUCAAUUCAUCCAAGACACAUGCAACAAGCGGCAAGACAUCUAUGGCGGUAGCAUUGAGAACCGAUCCCGGUUUGCUGUCGAGGUUACAAAGGCGGUCUGUGAAGCAAUUGGACCAGAAAAGACUGGGAUUCGGUUGAGCCCUUGGAGCAUUUUCAACGGAAUGAGGAUGGAUGAUCCAAUUCCACAAUUCUCCGACGUCAUUCGACAGCUUUCUACGCUUAACAUGGCCUAUCUCCACCUUGUCGAGUCUAGGAUCGCAGGAGCUGCCGAUGUAGAGGCAUCAGACAAGCUUGAAUUUGCGUAUGGCCUUUGGGAUGGUCCAAUCCUAGUUGCAGGUGGGCUUAAACCCUCCACAGCACGAGAACUUUUGGACCAGGAGUAUCCAGAGAAGAACAUAGUUGCCAUGUUUGGGCGAUAUUUCCUGUCGACGCCAGACCUGCCAUUUCGGGUUGAGAAGGGUUUGGAGCUGAAUUCCUACAAACGUGAGACGUUUUACACGCCAAAGUCGGUUGUUGGAUACUUAGACUAUCCUUUUAGCAAAGAGUAUCCUUUAAAGAACUAG